UUACUCCUCUUGUUCAGUUGUGAAGCCGCCGGUCGGAAUUUUCAACUUUACAGUUGCCGGUGGAGUCGCCGGUCGGAAUUUUUCCAGAGUAUUCUAAUAUUUGACAGUCUUGGGGAAGUAUCGACGAGUUCUCAGACCGUUAAUACAGUUGACGACAUUUUUGACUCAGCAUUGAAUCUAGAGGACGCUCAUUACAAAGAAGGAUACUCGGAAGGCUAUACGGAUGGUCUAAAUUCUGGUAAAGAUGAAGGCAACCAGGUAGGGCUCAAAACGGGGUUUGAAGUAGGCAAAGAAUUAGGUUUUUACAGAGGUUGUAUUGAAGUCUGGAAUGCUGCAAUCCUAGUAGAACCAACCUGUUUCUCAUCCCGAGUGCAGAAAAGCAUCAAACAGAUGGAUGGAUUGCUCCGUACAUACCCCUUCUCUGAUCCAGAGAACGAGUCCGCCACUGAUACUAUUGACUCUUUGAGAUUGAAAUUUAGAACUAUUUGUGCAACUCUGAAUAUUAGACUGGAGUGUGAUGGGUACCCCAAAGCCUCUGGGAUCGAUAAGACCGGAUUCUAAUUGGUCUAAUCAUCAAUGGUCUGAUCAGGUACUUUCCUUGUAGACAAUAUAUACUCUAGUAGAUGAGUGAUGUCUAUAAGCAUUAAUGAUCUAUGAUUUGUGUAAGCAUUAGACUGAAGAAAUAUCAUUUCUUGAGAAACACAUUUUACUUCUUAGUAA
This is a messenger RNA of Capsicum annuum, 720 nucleotides long. Its product is annotated as protein LTO1 homolog. The record is from RefSeq and is a predicted model, not a curated record. The annotation marks the transcript as partial. Lineage: Eukaryota; Viridiplantae; Streptophyta; Magnoliopsida; Solanales; Solanaceae. The transcript is spliced from 2 exons.